UUUCUGCUGCAGAAAGAAUACACCAAGGACCCCAGGAGGAGCCUUCCUUCUAGCACGCCUUCCUGUAGGUCCCUAUCAUCCAGCGACGGUGGGGGUGGGCCCAGCAGCCACUCUGGCCACUCCCACCUGUCUGACAGAGAGGUCACCCGAAACUUGCAAGAAGGCAUCAGGCACCGCAUCUGCUACCUGUCCGAGCAGCUGCGAGUGGAGAGGGCCAGCCGGGAUGAGAACAUAAUGAGCUACCUCAAGCUGGUGGCCAGUGCUGACCGUCAUCAGGCCGCCCACAUCCGGCGGGCCUUCGAGAGAGUGAACCAGCGCACCUCGGCUAUCAUCUCGCACAUUGAGUGCAGGCUCCGCCAGUGCUGCCAGCAGCUCCAGGAACUAGAGGGACAUAGGCCCACUGGUCCGGCACCCCAGGCAGAAGGUGGCUCAGACAAGGAUGACCAGCCCAGUGAGCCCAGCACUGCUGGAGCCUGCACACCCAAGACUUGCCCCUCCAGCCCAGGGCGGCAGCAAGAGCUCCUGCUGCACGAGGCUGAGGAGGUCAGGAGCUCAUGCUUGGGCCUGCAGGGGCCCUACCAGGACCUCCAAGACAGGUAUCUGAUGGACCUGCCUGUGUUUCUGGAGUCCCUCCAGGAGCAGAGGUGCAGACGCACACUGGUGGUGGAACAGGUAGACAGCCACCUGCAGAGGCAUCGUGAUGAGAUUUACCACUUCCAGCAGGGCCUGGCCUGCACGGAAGAGAAGAUGGCCUACCUGUCCUACGAGUGGGCCAAGGAAAUAUGGGAGGUCAUGGAGGUUUUCAAGAGCCGGCUGGCCAAGCUGGAGGCCCUGCAGCAAACCGCCCAGGUGGAGGUGACAGCACGGCUCCGGAGCCGCCCCGGGGAGCUUCUGCUCCAGUUCAUGAGCCUGCUGCUGGUCCUCGCCUGUGCCACCCUGGCGUGCGUGUCUACCAUAUGCUCCUGCCCCCUGCCCUGGGCUAGCAGGCGCCUGCGUAUGUGCACGGUGCUCACUCUGCUUGUGCUCGGGGCCCUGACCUGGCAGAAGCGACACGUCAUUGCUACCACAGACUGGCAGGUGUGGAUCCCUUCCAGGUGGAGACCAGAUGCCAAGAAUUCCAGGCCUUCGCCAGGAGGACCUCACAAGGAUGGAGGGCCACCCACCACCUGA
Messenger RNA from Cavia porcellus (domestic guinea pig), 1170 nucleotides. It is a transcript of the gene Tex28, whose product is annotated as testis expressed 28. The transcript is spliced from 3 exons. The record is from RefSeq and is a predicted model, not a curated record. Gene Ontology annotation, cellular component: endomembrane system. NCBI's taxonomy places the organism in Eukaryota, Metazoa, Chordata, Mammalia, Rodentia, Caviidae. The annotation marks the transcript as partial.